Messenger RNA from Alligator sinensis (Chinese alligator), 9510 nucleotides. RefSeq names its product solute carrier family 35 member F5 (gene SLC35F5). The transcript is spliced from 15 exons. Gene Ontology annotation, biological process: regulation of peptide transport. The record is from RefSeq and is a predicted model, not a curated record. Gene Ontology annotation, cellular component: membrane. Bases 264 to 2018 code for a protein of 584 amino acids. NCBI's taxonomy places the organism in Eukaryota, Metazoa, Chordata, Crocodylia, Alligatoridae.
GAGCGCGCAGGACGCUUGAGGCAGGGCCCCUCCCCCAGUCAGGAGUCCGCAGGGGUCAGACGAGAAUCAGCAGGGGAGGCUGGGCUGUGCAGGGCUGAAUACAGCAGGCCCCUGGGGUUUUAAAACGUGACAGUCAUGUGCGUUGCCCUUCCGGACCGAAAGUCGUUGGUGUCCUUACGUCACGUGAUGAAACCUCCCGGGACGGAGUUGGCACCCUGAGGUCAGACCGGGAGGCUGCAGAUUGGGACACGUCGCGGGUGCACAUGAACCCCCUGAGCGUGGCGGUGCGCCCCCUGCGGAAAGGCCUGCAGGCGGUCGCCACCCCCGCCGCUGGCGGUGUCUGCUGGCUGUCAACGAUUCCCGCUCGACACUGCCGGCGGCAUCUGCGGGUGGUCGCCGACCCCUGGUCAGCACUCGCCCCCCUCCCCAGCCGCCGACAGCGCCAGCGACGUCUGCGGGAGCUCCCGCUUUCCACUGCUGCAGGGGGCACGCGUCAUUCAUGCUACACGCGUCUCCGAUCGGUAGACCCUACACGCGUCUCCGAUCGGCAGACUACAAACUGUUGGUUACAAAUGGUGUGGGUUUUUAUCAUGAAUCGCAUGAGCUCCCAGAGCAGUUCAUCCACUCAACGUAGGAGAAUGGCUCUCGGGAUUGUCAUACUUCUCCUUGUUGAUGUGAUAUGGGUUGCCUCCUCAGAGCUUACAUCGUAUGUUUUUGCGACGUACAACAAACCUUUUUUCAGUACCUUUGCAAAAACAUCCAUGUUUGUUCUAUACCUCUUGGGAUUUAUUGUUUGGAAACCAUGGAGGCAACAGUGCACACGUGGAUUUCGUGGAAGGCACACGGCUUUUUUUGCAGAUGCUGAAAGUUAUUUUGCUGCUUGUGCAACAGACAACACUGUAAAGAGUUCUUUGAGUGAACCUUUAUAUGUUCCUGUAAAGUUUCACGAUUUGCCAAGUGAAAAAAGUGGCAGUACUAAUAGUGAUACUGAAAAAACUCCCAAAAAGCCUCGUGUAAGGUUCAGUAAUAUUAUGGAGAUUCGACAACUCCCAUCAAGCCAUGCAUUGGAAGCAAAGUUGUCUCGCAUGUCCUAUCCAACUGUAAAGGAGCAGGAAUCAAUAUUAAAAACUGUAGGGAAACUCACUGCAACUCAAGUAGCAAAAAUCAGCUUUUUCUUUUGCUUUGUGUGGUUCUUGGCAAAUUUCUGUUAUCAAGAAGCGCUCUCAGACACACAAGUGGCCAUAGUCAAUAUCUUAUCUUCGACCUCUGGGCUUUUUACCUUAAUCUUAGCUGCUGUGUUUCCAAGUAACAGUGGAGACCGGUUCACCCUUUCCAAACUCCUAGCAGUUGUUUUAAGCAUUGGUGGUGCAGUACUUGUUAAUCUAUCUGGGUCUGACAAAUCUGCUGGAAGAGGUACAAUAGGUUCCCUUUGGUCUCUUAUAGGAGCAAUGCUAUAUGCUGUCUAUAUAGUUAUGAUAAAAAGAAAAAUAGACAGAGAAGACAAGCUCGAUAUACCAAUGUUCUUUGGUUUUGUAGGUCUGUUUAAUCUGCUGCUACUGUGGCCAGGAUUUUUCCUACUUCAUUAUACUGGAUUCGAGGCCUUUGAGUUUCCCAAUAAACUAGUAUGGAUGUGCAUUGUCAUUAAUGGCCUUAUUGGAACAGUUCUGUCAGAGUUCCUCUGGUUGUGGGGCUGCUUUCUUACCUCAUCACUGAUAGGCACCCUUGCGCUAAGCCUUACAAUACCUCUGUCUAUAAUAGCUGACAUGUGCAUGCGGAAGGUGCAGUUUUCCUGGUUAUUUUUUGCGGGGGCAAUCCCUGUAUUUUUUUCUUUUUUCAUUGCAACUCUGUUAUGCCAUUAUAACAACUGGGAUCCAGUGAUGGUGGGAAUUAGAAGGAUUUUUGCCUUCAUCUGUCGAAAGCAUCGAAUUCAGAGAACACCAGAGGAAAGUGAACAAUGUGAAAGUCUCAUCCCUAUGCAUAGUGUUUCUCAAGAGGAUGGAGAUAACUGUUGCUCAUAAACAAGAGUUUAAAGAUGGAAUGAUGAUCAGCGAAGAGACAAUCUCCUGGAAAACACCUAAGGAAUCAUUUUUCAGUGCCUAUUCUGAAUUUGUAGUGUAAAUGUUUCAGUUCUUUUGAAACUUAAAACCAUUUUUUCUUCAUACGUGCUUGUUUUCAUCCGUUUUAUAAAUGAACAACUUGAUUACAUGCAUAUCACCUAUGGCCGUAGAAAAUUCUAAUCCAUUUGAACAACCAACCUGCCUUAGAGAACUCAACUGGUGAAAUUACUUGACAUAAUCAAGGAAGUGACUGCUGUUCUGGUGACUUUUUUUUUUCUUUUUCCUUAAGCUUUCACAUUUUUGUUAAAUGCUGGACAAAAUUAGUUUUAAAAAAAUACUUUUAAAGUGAAUCAUAAACAAAUCUGCAGGUUGUCAUUUCUUACAGGCUUUCAUAUGAAAAGCUAAAUGCAUAAGUUACCUGUAGUAGGUACGGAUUAACUUUUUUUUAUGUUGUGCAAACUCUAUUUGAAUAUAAAUACAAGAAAAUAGAGAAAAUAUUUUAAUUUAUUGAAUAAAUGCAUUCUUUGCAAGUUAUUGGAGCAGGAUCUUUGUAAGGUUCUCAAACACUACACAUAUUGUCUUAUCCUGUUUUAAGAAUCCUUGUAACACAGUGGGUGCUCAUGUUUAAAAAUUUAUUAUGACCUAACAAACUGAAACUUUUAGUUUUAGUAUAAAAAGGUUAUCUAUUUAUCAUUACUAUAAGCAUAGUUGGCCAGGUACUUGAAGUCACUACUGCCACUGUCAGCGACAGAAUUCGGGGCUAGGUGGACUCUUGGCCUGACCCGGUAUGGCACUUAAUAUAUUCUUAUCUUCUAAAUGAAAGUUCAUAGUAUAGAAUCAGUCUAUUUUUAAAUGGCUUUAAUAGUCCAAAUUAUUUAAUAUUGAGAACUCUGAAUGAGCUUUCUAUUUCUGGAAAGCAUCCAAUAGUCUUCUAAAUUUUGUAAUUACUGACUCCUCUCAACCACAAUCUGAUAAGUAAUUUAAAGUCAGAGAUGCCUAAUUUAAUAAUGAAAUUAUUGUGUAAUGGCUAUUUUUGUAUGGCUCAAGUCUUCCAACCUACUGCCACGCUGCUCUAUUUGUUGAAAUGUGAUAAAUGAAUCAAUGUUUUCAAUAGGACUGUAGAUUGUCAUUGCUGUAUUUAGAAAAGUAAAAUAGUACAACUUUUGCCAGUGGAUAUAAACCCUGGAAAGAAAUACUGAUGCUAUACAUUAAAAUUAAUAAAGUAUCUGGACUAGAUAAGAAGCCCAUAAGCAUAUGUCCAGUUGUUGACUGCUUCAGUUACCCAGCGUCUCCAAGCAGAAAGGAACUUGAAAUGCUAUUUUUGGACUCUUAAUAGUUGACCUUCAGUAGAAUUUUGGCUGUUUGGCAAGAAAAGAAUUUUGAUAAGAGUAAAAAUGUUUUUAGGAUGCAUGACAAUUUCAGAGUAUGUGAGCUACAUACUUUCUGCAGGCUCAGACAAGCCAUUAAGACAUACUGGCUGUGGAAUACUAAUAGUUAUUUCCUUAAAUAAUGUUUUGAUCCUCCAUUGAGAUUUGGCUUUUAUCAAGCUAGCUUAGUUAAUGCCAACACUAAAUUAUGUUCUCCAUAGCAACUAGACAGGAAGAAUUGUGGCAUCUGCAGAGAUAAGCUUGGCAAGGCUAAUUUUGCUUUCAAACAGGUGUCUUGCAGUAUUUUAGGGAGAAUACUAAUGUUUGCUUUUCAGAUUGAUUACUGACCCAGAGUAGUAUUGAACUGUAGGUAUAACAGUCAACCAGAACCCAUAUUUAACUCUACAAGAUAUAAUUGAAAAUACAGUCAAUCAUCAAAUCCCUUCCUCGCUCCCUCCCCCCCCGGACACACACACAUCAAUAUUAAGUUGAGUAGAGAUGUACUUUGUUUUGGGAAAAAAAUAACAUUGAUGUGCAGAGGAAAAUCUCUCUCUCUGAGCACCCUAAAACGGUUAAAAUAACAGUGUGUUUAACCAAACAAUUCAAAUGCUGCCACCUCCUCACUGAUUCUUUUUCUUUAAAAUAAUAAAAUUAAUUGUUCUAGAAUUCUUAGUGCCGUUAUUUAAAAAAAGAAAAGAGAGAAAGGAAAAGUGUUAAAUACCUGAUGUGACUUCAUAAAUAUUUUGAUUAAGCUAUUGGGAGUGGUAUGUAAAAUAAAUUAUUCCUGGAAGGCCUUAGUUUUUUUUAAACAAUGGUGCCCUUAAGUUACAAGAGCUAUACAUUACAGUAUUAAUUACUGAGGCUAUGUUAUGACAUGUUACAUCGCACCUGCAUUUAAUAGAAUGUGAUGAGACUUUUUCUAUAUCAACUUGUGAUUUUUAGUACAAGAACACCUUUUAUAAAUAUACUGUCUUGUUAGAAAUGUAAAUCUUGUAGCUUUCUAUAAUAGGUGCUUGGAAAAUGCACAAGAGAUUUAGCUUUGAAUCUCAGGUACCUCUGAUAUAGUGGUGACAGGCUGAAUAUUUUUUACAUGACAUGCAACUGGAAUCAGUUUCUUAUUACAGUAAUGUGAAGGAAUUCUCUUGUUUAAAUUUUGCAUCCUCAUUGUGUGCUGGCAUAACUGGACAAUGUUCUGUUUCACUUUAAUUGGAAUGUCUUGAUUCUGACUUAUUUCCUGUAGGAAGUGCAUACACUUAAUGGAUCCUAAUCUUCUAACUUUUGAACUGAGCAUUACUUUGAAUGCUAUUGCACACGUGAAGAGCAGUGAUUCCCAUAUAUGCCUACAUAAUAGAAAAAGAAUGCCACGUGUAUAAGCUCUGCCUAGCAAUUAACUAAUUUUUGUAACAUCCUUAUGAGGCAGCUAAAUAAUUAUCAUCUUUUCUACACAUGAAGAUGUUUUUACAUAUGAGUUAUUUUCUAAAAUGUCACAAAAUGAGUCCUAGAAUUUAGGAGUCUGGUGAGAGUCUUGUGAUCUCUCUAAUACAGUGCUUUGCAAUCCAGUUUUUGUGUUACAUUCAGCUUGAUCCAUUAAAUACAGAAAGCUGCAUUAACUUCUUACUGCUUGUAUCUGCAGUGCAAAGCAGUUAAACACGUGUGAUCUCAAGCACCUGAGUAACCCCAAUGUAGUGUCACACAUGUGAUUCAACACUUUGCUGGACUAGUGUCUUCAGUGACCACAUCCUUUAAAAUGCCCAAGGACAUUUUAAAGUGAAGGCUGAAAAUACAGUAUUGCACAUGUUGGGCAUGUGAUACUUGACACUGUGCUGCUUGUAUGCAUUGCAUGUAGCUGUAACUGUUUGCAUUGCAUACCUCUCUAACAUACCAGGCAAGAAAAGUUAGAGUCUGAUGAUUGAUUUUCCUUGCCUUAUGCCAUUGUAAUUGCCAUUCUGUCUUUUGCUUAUCCCAACUGUGCCUAGGUAUUGCUGUUUACUGUAGUAAUUGCUUUAAUUAAGGUGUCAGAGUGACGACUUUGUGACACCUGGCUACAUAUUUAUAAUUUUUUGAAAGAAAAUGCUGAUUAUGUUGAAUUUUGCAAUUUUUGAUCCCUAUUUAAAAGAGACAUCUGUCUUGGAGAAACAAGUGAAUUGCACUGAGCCUAUUUUAAGUUACAAGAAGAGAAAGGAUUAGAAAACCGGUUGGAUGCAAGGUGAAUUUAUGCAUGCAAAGUCUAAUUUAGCAUUGAAAUAGCCUCAGGAAGACAGACUCUUAACUGAUUUCUUAUUGCUUCAGUGACUCUAAAUAAAAUUAAAAGGCAGUAAGUUAAUGUUAGGAGUUAAGGUUUCUAGUGCAGUGCUGAGUGAUAGGACUACACUGUAUUCAUAUUUUUUAUCCCAGUGUAAACCCUUAUGAUAUUACCAUUUUAAAAAAAAAGAUCUGUAUACCAUAAUAUAUGUUGCCUCUGCUAUUUGUUAGGUUGGGUGUUUUAUAUUUUAUUGGGGGGGGGAGUUGCAGCCAAAGCUUUAUCUCCUAAUAUUUCCUGGCAGGGUGUGGCAGGUGGAGUGUGGGAGUGUGUUCAGUUUCUCUUGCCUCCCAACUUUCUGCUGAAGUACCACUACUAGUUCUUUGUGCUGUAUAUAAACUGUCUCAUGGCAUUAUCUCUAAGAGAAAUGGAAAUGAUUUUCUACCAAGCACAAAGUGAUUACUUAUACCAAAUGGGGUGAUUUAAAAACAAAAUGGCAGUCAUUUGUAAGUUUCGUUCAGCUGCUUAAUAUCAUAGCUUUCAUAUUUAAUUUCCUUUCAGAAAAACAGCUGCAUACAUAGAUUUAUACUUCAUGUGGUUUAUCUGCAUGGUUGUACCUUACAUCAUCUGCACAGGAUAACAUAGCAGUUAAUAGGACCAUGCUGAUUUCCAACCUUCCCCCCAGCUGCCUCUGUACCAGUGAUAAUAUAGUGAUGCUAAUAUUCAGGGUAUUCUAAUCUAAUCUAAGACAUAACUGAAGCAGAAUCCCUGAUUCUGGAGUGGAGUGCUAGUAUCUAAGUACUAACACCAAUAUAUUCCUUAAUAUAAAUGAAAUUUUGCAAAGGACAGACCAUUCAGUAUUUUUUCUUGCAGAGUUACUUCCUGAGCUAACUUAAGAUUUGAUCUAAAGCCUACUGAAGUUUUUAGGAGCCAUUCCAUGGCUAGUCAGACCUACUGGCUGCUGACACACAUUUGGUUAAAAGUGUGUUGAGAUUUGAUCUGUGAUCUCCAAAUUCAUGCCUCCUGCCAUUCUAAACAUGCUUGGCAGCGUGCACAAUUUUGGGAUCAGGGAUGAGACCCCAAUCGUGCCCUAUUAGCCAAUACAGAGGGAACCCAGGAUCAUGAUCCCAGUUACCCUCUGGACAGGAAAAGGUGCCCAGCAGUCAGCUGAUUGUCAGCUGGCUCUAGAGACUGACUGAGCCGGUUUGAUUCCCCCAGGGCCAGCCCCUGAUCAGCUGAUCAGUAACUAGCAGGGACCACGCUGGAGGCCAUUAGAGCCCCAGUGUGGUCCACCUGGCCACACAUUCAUCUGCCAUUUGAAAUCAGCCACAAAUUUUAUUACACAUUUUUUUGUAAUAAAUUUUGUGGCUUUCUUUGCGUUUUGUUGUGCCAUUAAUCACCUGAAUUUGUGGCCAGGCAACACUAUAAGAUACAAUUAACUGGUCUUAAUCGCAUCUAAGUAACAUGGUCUAAGUAACUGAUUUAAGUAACGUCUGCCAAGGACGAACUGAAAGGCUAUCUCAAUCAUUUUGAUCUUUCUUUCUGUAUAGUAUUUCCACAUGCGGUUUACCUUUGGAAUAUUCUUUAUUAAAAUAUUGCAUGGUAUCAGUUAAUGGGACUUAAUGCAGUAAAAAAAAAAUCCAGUGAUCCUUUAAAAGCAAUCAUUUUCUUCUUCUCCAAAAAAGGUUUGUGUAGAAAGGCAACUAUUAGUCGUUCAUUUAUUAUCUUCCUUACAAUUGCUGUACUUCUGUGUUUUUUAAAAAAAUGAAUUUUUGUUUUAUAUUAUUGGUGGGUUUUGUUUGUUUUUUGUUUUGUUAUUUUUGUUGCUGUGCACCUUGAGCAUUUUGGCUAGGAAUGCUCCGCAAAGAUGUGAAUAUCCCACAGAGUAAAUAUGAUGCAGGGAUGUUUGUAUGGUUAUUGAUGCACAAUUUGAUGUUGUUCCGUUAUAAAAAUACCUAGUCCCAUGCUGAGGGCAGCUAGCCUAGCACUAAGUGUAUAAUAUGCAAAUCCCUACAUGCUCAUCAGUUACAGCCUAACAUUUUACAGCUCGUGACAGUAAACAUGGCCACUCUUCCCAAUUGCUCCAUCCUUUUUAUCACUGCCCUUAUAAACCUGAUGUAUUGUUUCAGAGGGAGAUUUGCCUUGCCUAAUGAGUAAUUGUUAAAAAAAUUAAAUGAUAAAAUUAUUUUUUCUCCUGUCUUCUACAUACAGAAAUAGAAGGGGGAGAAGGAAUCCAGUCUUACACCAGGCAAGGGGUUUCAUUUUUUUUAAAGGUAAAAAUAAGUUUUAAAAAUUCAUUGGACAGAUCACAACUUUGUCGAACAUCUUUUAGCUGCAAAAUGGUGAGAGGAGGAGAACUCAUUAAAACAACAGUUGUAAUUAGGAAUGCUUGCUGUUAACUUGGCAAUAACUGUAUCCUGGGUUAAUAGACCCCUCUCCAUUUGACAUUGGAAACUUAUUUAACACAGAAUGUGGGUACAAGUUCAGUGAAUGCUCUAGAGUUAACUGAGUAAUAAUGUUGAAAUCUGGCCUUUGAAUCUUAAUUGUUUAAUUGCAAAUUGUGAAAGGCUUGGAAGUACUUUGAUUAGACCAUGCACAUGCUAAGUAAUUUUGAUUCAGUUUUAAAGCAACCUGAUAGAUAAAACUGUGAUCCAAUUGCUGGUAAAUGUCCUGUGCAUUUAGGUUUAAAAGUCAAUACCAAAUUGGGAGAGGCAGUUUAAACAAACUUACAUUAAACAUAGUCACUUAAUCAACCUAUUGUUGACUUCCAUGUUGAACUUAAGGUAAAUCUGAUUUUAGCACUGGCUCAUGAUAGCCAAGUGAUUCCUGGUAGUGACUUUAGGUUUGAUAGCUUGAGGUAGAGAUGUAAAAGGUGAGCUUAUUUCCAAAACAUUUUUCUUUAGCCUUUUUUUUUUUUUUUUUUUUUUUGUGAUAGCAGGUGGAUAACUAAUCUUUUCAAAUCUUUUAGAAUUUAAAGAUGAUCAAAACCCAUAAUUUUUAACUGGAAAUUUUUUGCUGCAGAUUAUGGCAUUAAAAUGUAAUAAAAUUGAGCUCUCUGCAUCUUGAAAUGAUUUGAGAAGCAAGACUUAAAGCAGACAGCCACUCUUGAGUGUCGCAAAACCACUAGAUUGAAAUGAUGAAGAUACUGUGCAUUGUUUGUAUGAAGUGUUUAGAGGUUCCUAAUUAUUCAGAUGUUUCAAAAGGACAGAAGUUCUAGGUACACAUCUUCUAUGAAAUAUUUUUGUGUCAACAUAAUUUUGUAACACAUUUUCCUUAGUGAGACUAGAGCCUCAAUUGCUGGUCACUGAUGCAUAUUGCAUUUGCACUUAAAUAAAUCCUAGUUUCAAAGUGUUUUAAACCUUGAUCUAUUUUUGAUAAACAGAAAUGUAGCAUUUUUAUCUGAUUUCCAGUCAGUGAUGAAUAUAUGCAUGGAGAGAAAAAUAUUAUACUGACUUGACGCAGUGAUUUAAAACCAAGAAAGCAGCAGGAUGGCACUAGAAAUUGACAUAAAGAUGUAUGUCUCCUAUGGGAACUGUACCUCCAGUUCCUUGCUUGAUUACCAAAUUAUGCUCCCCAUUUAGUCCAGAUUCCAUGCUGGUGAAGCAGAGACUAGAUCCUUGCCUUUACUUUUUAUGAGUAAAUACUGGCUUUAACAGGGACUUCCUUUGUCUGUUGCUUCAUUUUCUGAGGGACGUCAGUUAAAUUAAAUAGCAUAGUGUUGUAUUUUUUAAACCACAAAAAUUAAAAUCAGAUUAAACAAUUAAUUAUUUUGGAAUUUGGAUGGUAUGAGUAGAGGUCUAAGAAGUAUAGGCAUAUAUUAGGAAUUUCAAACACUGCUUAUAUAUUU